CAUUCCCACUGGACUUCCGGAAUAUAAUUUCAUAUUUUAAAUUCAUAAUAAACGAUGCGCUAGAGACUCCAUAGAGCUUCUAUCAUGGAUUGUAACACGUUAAAGGUGUUAGGUGGUGUUGCUGCUGCUGUUGUCGCGGGUGUUUAUGUCCUCUGGGGACCAGGGGACUCCAGGAGAACACCGAGGAGAAAAGAUACCUGUCCUGGGUUAACAAACUUGGGUAACACAUGUUUCCUGAAUGCUGUACUGCAAGCACUGGCCCCCUGUAAGAGCAUUAUGCAUUGGCUUGGUGACUUUGUGGAACAACAUAUUCACCAGAAUUAUUCUGACUUCCUUGCUUACACCUUGGUUAAAGUUUUGAAAGAUUUGAAUAAUGAAGGGACUGCAUUAACUGAUGAUGUAACACCAUAUGAGGUGACGGAUGCAUUGAGAUCAAGAAGAUGGGUUAUUUCACAAGAUGAGCAGGAUGCCCACGAGCUGUUCCAUGUGCUCACCGAAAGUUUGGAUGAGGAAACUAGCAGAUUCCCAGCUGUAUUAUCUCUAUUAGAAGUAUUAGAUCUACAGAAAGGCCAAUAUUUGAACCAUACAGAUUUCAAGAGCAAGAUAAACAGUGAACUGCCAAGUCUCCCUGAGAGACAAUCUAACAACUUGCCAUUCAGAGGACUCCUAGCUUGUCAACUCAGUUGCAAAUUAUGUGGAUAUAAAAAUCCUGUAAAGCAUGAUACGUUUGACAGUCUCUCUCUAUCCCUUCCUGAUCACACACUGGGAGUGCUGACCCUAGACAGAUUACUAAGGGACUAUAUAACAUCAGAGACAGUGCAAAGUGUGAGCUGUGAAGGUUGUGCCAAAAUACAACAAGCAAUUAACAAAUCACCCCCAGGGAGCCCUGCCCCUAAAACUACAUUUGCCAAAAGAAUGACAAUAAGUAAGCUACCCAGAAGUCUGUGUCUGCACAUACAGAGGACAGUCUGGCUGAACAAUGGGAGCAACAUGAAAAAGUUUGACAUUGUUAAAUUCCCUGAGAUUCUCAUCAUGGAUAAUUAUGUAUACCACAAGCAAGCUUUACGGCCACAAGAGGUCUCUAGUAGGCUUGUCGGUGGGCAGGAGGUGAAACAGGACCUUGUGGUUCCAAGCACUCCUAAAAAGCAGCGUCAAGUUCCUUCGAGUUAUCUCCGACCGUCAUUAACAGAUCCGCCACUCACAAGAGGUCCCUUGAGACCCAAAGAAUUGGACAUCCCUAGUCAAUCUAGUCACAAUCUCACUAAUGGCAACCAGAUAAACAGUUACCCUGGCAACAGUAACCAUAGUGACAUGUAUAAGUUGGUUUCCGUGGUAGUGCACCUAGGUGGUGUGGAGUCAGGACAUUUCAUAACAUACAGGAGAGCGCCGGGGGAAUAUAGCCACAAAUGGUUGUACACUUCUGAUAGCAUGGUAAAGAGAGUCACAUUACAGGAGGUCAUGGAAUCUGAGGCAUACAUGCUUUUCUAUGAGAAAAUAUAAUUUAUUACUAGAUAAAGUAAUCAAUUGCCCUGAUGUAUUAAUAAUAAACAGUUAAAAGUUAUAUUAUUGUUUUCAUGCCUUCCCUCGUCCAUUUUUCCUACUUGUUUUAAACAUAGAUUCAUAGAUAGGCUUCAUUGAAUCAUUUUUGUAAGACUGUUAUGAAAAUAUUAACAUGUCUAAUGUAGUUCUUAAACAUGUAGAAUAAGGGGAAUCUAUCAAUUUAAAACUUAAAAUGCCAACCUGCUUGAUUUUGCCAAGUUUGAUCCUUUCCCUAUCCAGGCAUUACUCAAAUACGUUAUAUACGUUCACGUACGUUAUCGCAAACAAUUUCAGACAGUUAUAUCUUGGAUUAAGACUAUU
Molecule: messenger RNA, 1860 nt
Organism: Owenia fusiformis
Lineage: Eukaryota; Metazoa; Annelida; Polychaeta; Sabellida; Oweniidae
Source: the annotation of a GenBank genome assembly